CAACUACAGACCAGAAAUUCCCCUGUCAGCGUCCAGUGUGGAGAGGACACCAUGGAGGUCAGUGUCCAAAGGGAUUUGUAUGGAAAUGGAAAGCUAGUAAAACCUUCCGAUCUGAGCCUGGGAGCCCAAGGAUGCAAACCAAGCACCCAAAGUACUGACAACAUGGUCAUCUUCCAGAUUAGCCUCCAGGACUGUGGCAACACUGCGCAGAUGUCUCAAGAUUGGGUGGUCUACACUACCAGCCUGACCUACAGCCCAACCUCCUCCAUUCCAAUCGUCAGAACCAACCCAGCUGUGGUCCCCAUAAUGUGCUACUACUAUCGGCAUGGUAAUGUGAGCAGCAAGGCCAUUAAGCCAACAUGGCUUCCAUUCAGCACCACAGUGUCCUCAGAAGAGAGGCUGUCCUUUUCUUUGCACUUGAUGGCUGAGGACUGGAGCGGCCCUAGAAGUUCUUCGGUCUUUCAGUUGGGAGAUAUUCUCUACAUAGAGGCCUCUGUGGACACUCAGAACCAUAUUGGCCUGAUCCUGUUUAUUGACCGAUGUGUGGCCACCAUAUCUCCUGAUGCCAGCUCUUCUCCUAAUUAUGACAUCAUUACAGACCAUGGGUGUCUGGUAGAUGGAAUGCAAGAGGACUCCUCUGCAGCCUUUAUGACUCCAAGGGUCAAACCAGACCACCUACGGUUCACAGUAGAUGUCUUCCGAUUCCUAGGAAAUGAUGCGUCUCUGAUCUACAUAACCUGUUACCUGAGAGCUGCUGCAGCCACCCAGGUCCCAGAUUCUAUGAACAAGGCCUGUUCCUAUAGCAAAGCCACAAAUGGCUGGUCUGCAGUUGAGGGCCCCAGCAAUAUCUGCCAGUGUUGUCAGACAACGGGUACCUGCAGCAACCCUAAUCUGAUGGCAGGAGGAAGGACCAGAUUUGGAAGGCCGAGAGCAUUUGGCAAGAGGGAAGCCUUGGAUGCUGUGCCCAUUAUGAGAGGCACUGCCUGUAACGUCCUGUCGGCAUUCUGCAGCCCUGGCCACUGGGCAGAGAAAGCUGCUUUUGCUGCCAAGUGCCGAGAAGCCCGAUUUCUGAAGCAGGCACUGUCAAAGCCAGCCAAGGAGCUUCUCCUUGGCCGCUGCAGCAACAGAGCAGCCGAGAGGGGAAAAAUUAAACGUGUGAUCACGGCGGCGGCGGGGGCCUUUUUUAAGGCAUCAACAGGAUGGGCAUAA
Messenger RNA from Nanorana parkeri, 1209 nucleotides. RefSeq names its product zona pellucida sperm-binding protein 3-like. Gene Ontology annotation, molecular function: acrosin binding. Gene Ontology annotation, cellular component: extracellular matrix. Lineage: Eukaryota; Metazoa; Chordata; Amphibia; Anura; Dicroglossidae. The transcript is spliced from 9 exons. The coding region runs from base 52 to 1209 and encodes 385 amino acids. Gene Ontology annotation, biological process: binding of sperm to zona pellucida; positive regulation of acrosome reaction; egg coat formation. The record is from RefSeq and is a predicted model, not a curated record.